Messenger RNA from Pelobates cultripes (western spadefoot toad), 23820 nucleotides. NCBI's taxonomy places the organism in Eukaryota, Metazoa, Chordata, Amphibia, Anura, Pelobatidae. The record is from the annotation of a GenBank genome assembly.
AUGGCAUCCUCACUACUGCUUGAUCUGCUGUCCCUAAACAUAACUCAGCUCUGCCAAUGGGCGGCCUGGCUCUGUGCCCUGUUUACAAUAUUCAAAGCAUGCAAACUGUACCUGACAAGGAGGGAGCUGCUGGCAACAUUUAAAGAUUUCCAGGGUCCUAAGACCCACUGGCUGUUUGGGCAUGCCAACGAGGUAAGCUGCAUGCAGGUGUCACUUUAUCCCUUUGAUAGAAAAGUGAUGAAAAAGUUUGGCAUUCCAGAUAUCUAAAUACAUUUUCAUUAGGGUUGGCUGGGGUAGACUUGGAGAUCUAGAUCACAAUGAAUUAAAAUUUGGUAGAAUUUCCAACAGAUUCGAUAUAAUUUUGAAUCUCAGAAUCUCAAAACAAACUAUAACCGAUAUCAAUAACAACCAAAAAAUUUCAAAAAUUCCAACCAUAUCAAUUCAGAAGAAAUUUAAAAUGUUCAUUGUGCACACGUCUAGUAGCCACUGCCAGUUAGCACCAACUCUGAAUCACUAAUUUACACUUUGGGAGUAGCUGAUUUAAAAAAAAAAAAUAUUAAAGGGACACUAUAUGCACCCUUUUCCUUUUUAUUUUAGGGAUUCCCUGGCGAUUUUCAGGUCCAAUUGGACCAAAAUUUUGAAUCAAACCCAAAUUUUAAAUCAAACUGAACAUUUUUUGUCCACAAUUCUUCAAAACUGAAAAAUGGAAGAAAAAAAAAUCAGAGCCUCAUGAACAGUGAAGAGCGCAGAGAGAUCAUUAUCAGAAGAGUGAUAGUAGUGAAACUAGCACUGAUAGUGAGCAGGACACUAUUGAGAAAUCCAUUACAAUAGUGAGAAAUCUAUGUGUAAAGUGUUGAAUAUAGUUAGAGCCAUUCUAUCUGAUUAGCACAGAACAUAGAAGGAUUCUGAAGACUGCUGACAGUAUUGACAGGAAUUUAGAGUAUUGGUAGGCAUUUAGUCAUAUAGACAGGUGCAGUGUGUGAAGAGUGCUGUGUCUGAGGGGUGUUGUAUGUGUGUGAAGGGUGUAGUGUGUGUGAGAGAGGUGCUGUGUUUGUGUGAAAGGUGCCGUGCGUGUUUGAAGGGUGCUGUGCGUGUGUGAUGGGUGUUGUGCAUGUGUGAAGUGGGCAGUGCAUGUGUGAGAGAUGCUGUGUGUGUGAGAGAUGCCUUGUGUGAGAGGUGCUUUGUGUGUGUGUGAGCAGUGCUGUGAGUAUGUGUGUGAGAGGUGCUGUGUGUGUGUGAGAGGUGCUGUGUAUGUGUGAAGGGUGUUGUGCAUUUUUGAAGGGUACUGUGCAUGUGUGGAGGAUGCUGUGUAUGUGUGAAGGAGGCAGUGCGUGAGUGAGGGGGCAGUCUGUGUGUGUGAGGGUGCAGUCAGUGUGUGUGAGUGUGUUGGGGGCAGUGCAUGUGUGAGGGGAGCAGUGCAUUUGUGGCAGGAGCAGUGCAUGUGUGAGGGGGCAGUGUGUGUGAGGGGACAGUCUGUGUGAGGAAGCAGUCUGUGUGAGGGGUUCUAUCUGUGUGUGAGGGGGCAGUGUGUGUGUGUGUAUAAGGGGUGUAAUGUGUGUGAGUAGGCAAUAUUUUGCAUAAAUAACUUAGACCACACAGUAAACACUGACACAGUUUAUGUAUAUUUCAAUGGGCUAGGCCGUGGUGUUUAUUUAAAGCUUAAAAAGGGGCAUACCACCAUAACUUAAUAACGGUAACAUAUUUACAUAAACUUUUCACUUUUCUUCCCAAACUUUUAACUUUCACCAUCACUUAAUUGCCAGUCAGUCAUAGCUAACCUGACCGCCUUUUAUAUACAACCAUUUAACACAUAUCCUUCUUCAGAACUUGAACCUGAGGAUGACUUUGCCCCCAUGCUUUCCAACACCACGACAUGAAUUAUAAAGAAAGUUAGCAAAUAGGGGAGUGAGGACGGGGGUCAUCCGUGCUUCUCCUGCCUUGCAAACAGCUGACAGGGACUGCGCUUCCACUUUUUCUGCUUACCUGGCUCUCCGCGCUUCACUGGCUCGCAGCCUGCAACCAAUCCUCAGCCAGCUCUUGUCCCCAGCAACAGCUGUGUCACCAAAUCUGCCCAACAACCUAACCAGGUGUCAGGAACUCUCACGAAACUUUCCAUAACUGUACCAACAGGACAACGUAACCCUGUAUUGCCACCAUCCAUAUAUGCCACAUUGCUUAAAGGGACUCUCCAGCCAACCCGUUUUACUCACCUGGUUGCAGCGCCGGGAGCCUCGUGAAACCGCGCCCCCCAUUUCAUCAAAAUGACGAAAUAGGCAGGCGCGAGCAGGGCGCAAUUAGACGCUUCCAUUCAUGCCGCCCUCUGAAGUCCUAAGCGCACUACCGCGCAUGCGUGCGGUGUGCGCGGCCGCGAGCUGAGCUGACUGACAGCUCAGCUUGCGGUCUUUGCCCGUCCCCUCUCCUCGGCUGACAGGCAGGAGAGAGAAGGCGCGCACACAGUGCCUUCUCUCUCCUGCACAUGUCAGACGUAUUUUAAUACGUCUGACGUGUACAGGGCCUUUUUAGGGCCCUACAUGAUAGGAAGUGCCUCUGGUGGCCGUCUGAGUGACGGCCACUGGAGGGAUUCCUAUCAAUCAAUGUAAACACUGUAUUUUCUCUGAAAAUACUGUGUUUACAUUAGAUUGCCUGCAGGGUGCUAUAGAUCUCACCUGAACAACUACAUUAAGCUGUAGUUGUUCAGGUGACUAUAGUGUCUCUUUAAUGCCUGUGGCAUCUUAAAGGUUUAUUUGUUAGGUAGAGAAUUAAGGUGAUGUUACAAAAUAGCCAAGUUGGAAAAAGUCUACGUUAUUGAAUUCCCUGCAUACCAACUCUCUUCCGAGCAGUUCUUACAUCUUCCUGAGAUACUUUGAACACACUGUAUUUACCAUAAUAUCUUGUUUUUCAGCACAAACGUUCAUUUGCGAUAAAUUUGAAUACAGUGAAAAAACAAGGAUAUUUUAUAUAAAUUGCGCAACUAAUAGGUAACUUUUAGUUAGUUCCUAAGACGUGCUAUUAACUUCUGCAAAGACAAUUAUUCUGUAACAUAAAUAUAAAACACUGAGCACCUGUAUUCAUGUCUUAUCCCUUUACUGGUAAUCUUUAGAGAUUCGGAUUUCACCUUAUAUUUAUUUAUUUAUCAAUUCAUUUUAUGGCAUAUGAAACCUGUACUUUGAUCUCCUGUACCUUUCAUUGUGAUAAGUGAUAACAUUUAUCAUUAAUCCUGCAAAGAUGCCACCGAGAUGAGUAAUGAUAAUUUCCGUAUAUCAGAUAUAUACCCUGCUAUGAGCCCCAUAUACCUGAUACGAACUUAUUAUUUUCUGCUUCUAAUUUCAAUAUAUCCUUGCUAGCUAAGAUGAAGGAGAGGGGGAAUUUGUAAGGAGUCAAAAGCCUCUAAAAUUCCAUAAAUUCACUGUCAUAGUAGAGGAACUUCAGUUCUGGUAAGAUUUUACAACUAUUUCUGCAAAUCUACAGGUAAAACCUUUGGUGACUCCAAAUCUCAGAAUAAAUAUAACAGUAUCAGCUUCUACAGUAAAACCAAUAAAAACAUUUAUUCAACUCUAUAAAUAGAGAGAUAUUCAGCUAAUCACCAGUGCACGUCCUCCAUAUAGCAGACACAAACAUUGCAUGUUAAUUGCUCUCUGGACCUUCUUUCAAGAUUAAUAAACACAAUAAAACAAUCUCAGUAUAUAAAAAAGUGUUGCUCACCAAUAGUGUCUGUAUGAAAGAUAUGCAAGAUUUUCUGUAACUAGUAAGGAAAACCAUUUUACCUUCUCCAGAGGUAAAGAUUGUCAAUAGAUUGUCAAAAUAUCAGCAUACGGCAAUUCCUUGCAUAGUCCAAACUAUGAGAGAUGUUGAUUAAAUAUGUAAAAUAUAAUUGAUAUUAAAAUAUUCACGUAAAAUCUUCUAGUGCAUCUCCACUUAUUCAUAUAAACAAAGUAUGGAUAGCCUUGAGGCAUAAUUACAAUAGGACAAGUAUUUAUCUAGCUAUAAAAAUGAUUUACCAUAGAAGUAUAACACCAAUGUUGCAAAUGGGUGGUCAACAAGGCAAUUGAAGGGCCUAACCCUAAUUCUCAAAUAUAGUCAAGCCCCAACAGAGACCACCAUAUCUAAGUUGCUUCAUACAAGGAGCUCCACCGCUUAGCCUUCCCAGUCUACCUAUCGGCAGUCUACAGUUGUGGAUGUUCUGUAAAAACAGUGCAGAUGUCCAAGAGGGAAUUAAGCCACAUCAAGUUAAAUAAAGCAUUCCUGAAUAGAGUCUUGCUUAUAAAUAGUGAUAGUUAACAAGUAUAUAUCCAAAAGUAAAUGCAAAGUGUGUUCUUAUUUAUUCAAAAGGUGUCCUAAUAGACCUUUUUACUAGACUGGGAGGAUUUACUAGAUCAGAGAUGCAUCACAUUAUUGUAUACAGAUUAAGUUUCUUCAGAAGGGAGGAAACAACCUGUCUCAAAAAUGUAUAUACUUAGUAUAAGCUGGGUAUAAUGAAUUUAGGGUCUCUUUCAUUGGAUCAGCCUAGAUCUUAGGAAAAUCUUUCACAACAGAUAAACAUAUAUAUCCUUUUAUCUAUACACAGUAUAACAUCCUUAGAUAUUUUUAUAGAAUGCAGCAAUGUAUCAUACAUGUACAGAAUCAUUUAAUAGGGAGUAGGACAUGCUCCAAAAACAGACCUCUUUGUUACACAAUAAAUAACUCCCACAAAGUGACGUAUAUAUUAAUACCGUACUCUUAAAGAGAAGAUACUUACUAUGACAUAAAUAAAGAAAACUAGAAGCAUGAUCACAACACUCAGAAAUAAAGGUACAGUUCAUUCUUUCAAAUAAUAUGAAUAAUCCAGACGCAUUGUAUGUAGCAAGAUGUGUAGAUCCUGAUAACCCCAACAUCUAAUACCACUUUCUCCAAGAAUAAGGGAGAAGGGCUACCCAAACAAGUAUCUUUAAAAAGCAUAUAAUAAAGCGUUAGAGACUGAUAGACAGCACCUUUGUGAACAUCAGCGUCCCUCUAAUGAACCCAAGAAAAUCAUCAGAAUAAUUGGACCUCAUGAAACAGGCUGGCAAUUCAUGAAACAAACACUACAAUAUUUCUGGCCUCUGCUUACAUAUGAUCCACAUCUUACGGAUGUAUUCUAUCCAUUUGUGAUCUUCACGGCACACAGCUUCUGCUAGUUCCGAGUCAUCUCCAACCGGGCCCUAAAAAGAACCAACGUUGGCUACUCAGUUCUCUGGUUGGCAUGGUCAGAUGUGGUAGAUGUGUCGUGUGCAAAUAUAUUAAAUAGGAAUCAGAUUCAAUUAAUAUUAAAUGUUUAAUUGUUGAUAGUAAGUGCAGAUUAUUCACCCUCCUUGUGCCUUUUGUUUGGGGCACUGUUCACUUAUCACUAUUCCACAUUCUUAAUUAUUUCUUUGUUUCUUUCUUUUCUUUCUUUAUUGAUUGAGGACUUUUAAGAAUUAACAUCAAAGUGAUGUUUUAAUUGCAGGCAAUUAUUGGAGUUAAGCCCUCUGUUGAGGCUUGACUUUAUUGGAAAUCUAUCUAUCUAUCUAUCUAUCUAUCUAUCUAUCUGUCUGUCUAUCUAUCUAUCUAUCUGUCUGUCUGUCUGUCUGUCUGUCUUUUCUGUCUGUCUGACUAUCUAUACGUCUGUCUGUCUGCCUAUCUCUCUCUAUCUAUCUAGAAUAUUUGCUAUACGAUACAAUGUGACCAACUUUCUCUGCAAAAUCAUAAGCCUGCUGUUGCCUAUAUUUAUUUUCUUGCAUUAUGUGUAUGUGUACUAACUAGGGAUGCACCGAAAUUAAAAUUCUGGGCCAAAACCGAGAACGAAAAUUCAGGAUGCCCUUGGCCGAAAACCGAAAAUGACUUUUUUCCCCAAAUGAUUUUACAAUGUUUUUUUUUCCUAUAAUUGUAUUAAUAUUAGACUUUUUAAUGAAUUUAAUGAAGGUGACCUAACAUUGUAGACCGUUUUACUGAAUAUUGCUAUGUAAAUUUGCUCCAUCAAAUUGAAAUAGGUGGAUGAAGAUGAAGGUCAACUUCAAUGAAGCCAUUAUAUUUUAUGAAUACAUUCUGCAGGCAAAGGUUGUAGGAAAUACAAGAGUUGAAAUGAUACUGUCUGUCUGUAAAACUAAAGCUGGCUAAGAGCAUACUCACUGGCUAUAUAUACUCCUGAAGAGUUAUAUGUCAAUAGCACAUAAACUGCAAUCCUUUUUUUUUUCAUCAAUCUAUACAGUGUUGGUGAUCCAUUCAUUCACAUCACUUCGCACAUGCGCGGCCGCCAUGUUUAGAGAGGCAGAAAGCAAAUGCGCUUCACUCUAUCAAGGUGAACGGGGAUAGCUCCUAGAACCUCCAGGAGAGUUGGGAUAUCUGUGCACGCAGGGCAAGGGGAGGGGGUGUUUUUGGCAGAUUUGACCCUUUUUUUGGCCGAAAUGUGUUAGGCCCAUUUUCGGCAGAAAAUUUCCGCAGCCGGAAUUUCGGUGCAUCCCUAGUACUAACCCAUAUGUGAGAGAUUAAAUGAAUUGGAUUUUAAUAAGAUCAUUACACCAUACUUUCCACUCAUGCUAAGGAGCAUAUAUACACUAUGUGUUUGUGUAUAGCUGGCAUUAUCAUCUAAACUUCCUAUUAUUUUGAAGCCUAUAUACCAGAUUUAGUUUGCAUUUUCCAAGUAAAGAAGGUUAAUACAUUUAUUAGUUUAAUAUUCCAGUUUGGAUAAAAAUUUAUUUUAUGCCUGCAGUUCAAAGGAGAUGGGAAAGACUUGGACAUUUUGAAUCGCUAUGCUGAAAAAUACCCAUACGCCUACCCGUUAUGGAUGGGGAAAUUCUUUGCCUCGCUCAUGAUCUGCCAUCCUGACUAUGCCAAGGCCAUUCUCACAAGACAAGGUAAGGAAGACUGGAUGUAUUGUGAAACAAUUGUCAUAUUUAGUUACUGGAAUAUAUAUAUAUAUACAGUUUCUUUACUUAAAGGGACAGGAAGGUUACCAGAACCCCUACAGCAUAAUGCUGUGGUUUUGGAGUCUGUAGUAUAUCCCUGCAGGUUUUUCAAUGUAAACGAUGCCUUUGCUGAGAAAAUAUCUGAGUAUACCAAAUAUUUGGUCACAAGAUUGUGGUCAACGCAUUUUGUAUGUGUAGUACUUUUUCACAAACCUUGAAAAAAUAUUAUAGCUAUGAAACUUGUUGACCACAUUGCCAUGAGGUGUGUGGUACUUGUGAUCUACAUGUCCACUUGACUGAGAGCUCUGCGUUUUCUCUACAUCACCUACAAUUUGCAAGUCCGUUUUUAAUGCUUUAUAAUUCCAAGGUUAAGUAAAUAACCCUGUGUGACACUGCCUCAUAAAAUUUAAAUUCGCUCCUCACUCUCCAGGGGGGUAAUAAUGAGUUGGGGGUGGGGGGGUGCUUGUGCAUAAAAAUGGAUCCCUGUCCGUCACCUGCUGCUCAAUUAUUUGUCCCCAUUUCCCCCAGUUUACUGGUGGGUUGGGGUGGAGAGGACUGGAUACUAUAGGUCCUGGUGUCUAGUGAAGGAGAUGUGGGCACCAGACAGCACACAUAUCACCGUACUGGUCCAAUUUUGGUGCAUUCUGCUCUUACAUCUAGUGAGCACAAUGAUGAGAUUUCAGGAAAGGAAUAAUAGUACUGCCAGUUCUACAAUUAACUGCACUCUUGCUACUUAUUAGACAGGGUAUCAUAAGGUCUGAGGCUUUUUAGGGAAGAUUUAUAAAGACAAAACAUUCUAUUCUGGAGAAAAGUCAUAAAUGUUAAGAGAAACUAUAUUGGUUUCCAUAGUGUUUUUUUUCCAGCUUAGCACUAUGUCAAAGAGCAGUUCCUAUUUUUGCUUUUAUAAAUCUUCCACUUGAUGGCCUGAAAUCAGGGGCCGGCUACACCUAUGCAGCGAUUAUCCCCAUCGUCAUGCCAGUAUCAGUUAUCAGUGGGUGAAUGGAUGGCAGGUUUAUGUCACGUGUUACAAGCUUCACAUGUUAUGUAUUGUUUUUUUACAGAUCCAAAGGAUAAUUUUGGGUACUACUUUAUAACUCCGUGGAUUGGUAUGUAAUAUAUUUUCACCAGUUAUAAUGCAACAGCAACUACUUCAUAUGGAUCUAUUAUCAAUUAUUAGUCUGUUUCUCUCUCUCCAUUCCAAAAAACUAGACAUUUUCUCAAUUCACGUUUUAGUGAAUAAUAGCCCUGUCCUUUUUCACACACAUACUAGGCGUUCCUGGAUGGUAGGUGAGACAUAUUUUUUAAUCUGGUGUAGGUAUUCAAAUAAUUUGCUGUCAUUCCAUGAAGCACUGUUUUAUUCUGAAAGAUUAAUUACCAUAUAUUAACUAUACUGAAAAUAUCCAAGGUGGUUUGAAGAAUUUUUUUUUUCUGAAUUUAUAAUUCUCUUGUCAGUUUUCCACAAUUUGGUGAUUUUUGAACCAGUUCAAUUCGAUGUGUAUUAUUAGGGAAGGGUCUGUUGGUUUUGUCUGGACAGAAGUGGUUCCAGCACCGUCGGCUGAUAACCCCUGGAUUUCACUACGAUGUACUGAAGCCGUAUGUGAAGAUAAUGUCAGAUUGUGCCAACGUUAUGCUGGUAAUCAUAAAAUGAAUAUUAUAUUUAAUAGUGUGGGGCCACUUUUGGACAUGAGUCAUGCUGACCUAAUCAGUAUGCCACCAUAUUAUAAUAUGAUUAAGGGGAAGGUACGGUUAAAAUACAGAUUAAACCUUGUCUUUCCUGGCUUUUUGAAGUAUGCAUAAACAGAAGCAAGUGAUUUUACUCCUAAAUGGACGUAAAUUGAGUUGUGAAACUUCGAAGCAUGAUCUAUACACAAAAGAUUCUUCAAUAAGCUAGAGUUGUUUUGGUGACUACAGUGCCCCCUUAAUAACAAUAAAUAUUGUGGAUUGAUACAGUGUAAUAUGAUGUGGUCAGUAGUAAAUGAUUGAUACAGUGUAAUAUGAUGUAGUCAGUAGUAAAUGAUUGAUACAGUGUAAUAUGAUAUAGUCAGUAGUAAAUGACUGAUACAGUGUAAUAUGAUGUAGUCAGUAGUAAACGAUUGACAUUGUGUACGUUAUAGAUUGGUUUCUUCCUAUUUUGUCUUUCUGCAUUUAGGAUAAAUGGGAAAAACUGGUGCCUGAGAAGAAAUCAGUGGAGCUUUUUCACUACGUCAGCUUGAUGACACUGGACACCAUCAUGAAAUGUGCCUUCAGUUACCAUAGUAACUGCCAGAAUAACAGGUUGUACAACUAGAAUGUCUUCCUCCUUGAAUAGAAAUACUGCUAUCUUGUUAAAGGGACUCUCCAGUGCCAGGAAAACAAUCCGUUUUCCUGGCACUGCAGGUCCCCUCUCCCUCCCACCUCCCAUGCACGGUUGCUGAAGGGGUCAAACCCCUUCAGUGACUUACCAGAGGCAGCGACAAUGUCCCUCGCCGCUGCUUCUUGGUCCGCCCACGCUCCUCCCCAUCUCCACGACAUCCGGCGGGGAGACAGAUGCUUUCCUAUGGGGAUUUCAGCGACGCUGGAGGUCCUCACAUAGCGUGAGGACGUCCAGCAACAAUAUGGCACAGAAAACCUGUGCUAUGAAUCAGGAAGUGCCCUCUAGUGGCUGUCAAAAUUGGACCAGUAGACAGCCACUAGAGGAGGAGUUAACCCUGCAAGGUAAAUAUUGCAGUUUAUGAAAACUGCAUUAAUUACACUUGCAGGGUUAAGGGUAGUGGGAGCACCCAGACCACUCCAAUGGGCAGAAGUGGUCUGAGUGCCUGGAGUGUCCCUUUAAACAGUAGAUCAAAGACACUAGUGUUCAACAUCUGCUGAUCGGAUUUCUCACAAUCACAGCACAAUAAGUACGACUCUAAUCAGUACUAAUCUAAUCACUGCACUAAAAGGACUACUCUAAGCAGUACUAAUCUAAUCACUGCACUAUAAGUACUACUCUAAUCAGUACUAAUCUAAUCACUGCACUAUAAGUACUACUCUAAUCAGUACUAAUCUAAUCACUGCAUAGUAAGUACUAAUCUAAAAGAAAGAUCUACAUUAUACCCAUCUGGAAAUAAAUCUGGCCCAUUGGAGGUAUUUGAAAAACUUCUUAUUAAAGACCUGCAAAAUAGUAGGAAUAAUAAAUACGACCAUCAGAACCAAAGAAGAAAAGAACAAGAAGCCUCAAAACAACUUCAGAAUAGCAAAGAAAUUAUUAUAAAACCCACUGACAAAGGCGGAGGCUUAGUCAUACUUCCUAACGAUAUGUAUGUUGAGGAGGCCCUCAAACAAUUAGAUGACAUUAAGGUCUAUGAAAAAUGUACAUUUGACCCUACACAGAAAAUACAUUGAGAAAGGAAAACUAUCUAGUUUGCUCAAUGAACAUGAAUUUACUUAUCUUACUGUGCUAUACCCUAAGGUCCCAGUUAUAUACUUCCUCUCAAUAAUACAUAAAUAUGAGAAAAAUCCCCCGGGAGACCUAUCAUGGUGGAUAUAGGCUUCCUCUUGACAAUUGUAUUUGAAUAUUUAGAUGUUUUAUUACAACAUUCUGUUAAAAAAAAAACAAAGUUUUAUUUAAAAGAUUCUACAAUCCAAGUUUUAGAUGGAAUGACAUGAGACACCAAAUCUAUCUUAGUAACAUGAGGUGCAUUCGCUAUACACUAUUAAUUCCCAUCAACAGGGUUGUCAAUCGGUAAAAAUUAUACUGGCACGAAAAAAGAUUAUUCUGGAACAACAAAUAGAAUACAUCAAGAAGGCAUGGAUAUUAUUUUAACCAAUUUUAUUUUUAUUUUUUUUUUUAAUUAAUUUUAUCUAUAAAAAUGUGGGAAUGCAAUGGAGACCAGGUUCGCUCCGAGUUAUGCAAAUCUCUUUAUGGCAGAUCGGAAGUCCACUGCCUGCUGGGGGAGCAUGCUUGGAGGUAUUGAUGAUGUAUUUUCUUUAUUGGGACAGGUCUGUAAACACAUUGGAGUUAUUGUAAAGCACUUUAAUUCUAACGACAACAGCAUUAUUUUAACUUUGGAACAUAAUAAGAGAGGAAUUAACUUUUUAGAUCUUCAGAUUUUUAUUCAAGAAAGGUAAAUGAAUACUCAUGCUUUUUUAAAAAAAAGUUCACACCAUUACUGUAAUAGACCAUCGCCAUUGUUCCUGGGUGGAUCUCAGGAUCGUACUCACUAGACUUUUACAUUAAAUUUCAAAUAAAUUGCGAUUCAUCUGAAUUUUGGGAGAUGGGUGCUUAGUGCAAAAUCACGAAGCCCAAAACUCUAUAUGGAUGAAUCACAAACAAAAUGGGCAAUGGACUCACAAUUUUGUUUGCUUCUUAAUUUCCACUCACGGCAUCAGAAAUAGAUGAUUAAGAAGAAAAAAAAAGAUGAUUAAUGGCUAGGGAACAUUUACUAAAUGUUGAUUUUGUUUGCAGGUCAAAUGAGAAGUGACCAAUAGAUGGAAAAGAUGGAGGAGUACUAAAAAAAAAAAUCAAUAUUUUAUGAUUUAAUAAUUUUUUUUACUACUUUUCCUUUUUUUCCCCCCUCCGUUGAUUAGUUCUUGUCACUUGAUCUGUAACGCUAAUGGCGAAAAAAAAAGUAUAUUAUGUAUAUUUUUUGCAGUACACCGACUAGCCAAUUUUUACGACAUUUUGGUUUGCCUGGAUCAUUUCCCCAAACCAAAACACCACAUGGACAAACCCCGACUUACCUGAAACAUUUUUUUUCCCGGAAAAAUCGAUUUAGACAAAAUAUUUUCCUUUCCCUCAUGUCUAGUGUACACUGAUCACAGUAACAGGGCAUUAGCAUUUCUAACUAUAGCAGGUUGCAUGUGUAAUUUGGUGCUUCCAUUGCAGUAAACCAGUCUAAGCUUUAUUGGCCUUGUAGAUGUGUCUGAACUAAAUUCUCCAUAAUGUUCAUUGGAAAUAUAGAUCAGACAUCUACAAGGUCAAAGUUAGUGGUCACUGCUCUAGACCUACCAGUGACCCGCAAAGCCUAUUAGUCUCACCCCUGGUCCUGCUCUUAUUAAAUGGAUUGCUUGUAUUUUGCAGUGACAAUGCCUAUAUUAAAGCAGUAUAUGACAUCAGUUACAUCGUGGAUUACCGCUUUGGAUGCAUUCCGUAUCACAAUGAUCUUAUUUUCUACCUGAGCCCCCAUGGGUUCCGUUUCCGCCGAGCGCUAAAGAUAGCGCAUCAACACACCGGUAUUUAUGCUGUUUUCAUAUUCAUUUAGAGAUUUUAUUUUUCAGUCUAAUGUAUUGCUCAUACGUUUUACAUUUUUAUUCUUAUAUUUAGACAUCAAUAAGCUUAAAUGCAUCUUUAUUGCAGAACAUAGUUAUCAACCCUAAACAGGAACAAUUCCAGGGCAAAGGGAUAAACAAAAAUCACCAUGGAAACUAAUAGAAUUUAUGUUCCAGUUUAGCAUGAUGCACCUAGAUUUGCUCCAAAUUUUUAGAGAGGCAGGCUUAUGUUUUGGCAUCAUAAAAUAAGGGAUUUACUUCUUAAAUUGUUAUAUUACUGCUAAAAAUAGAAAUAUAGCAUUGCAUGUGGGGGCAUUAAUUCCCAUUUUUUCUUUCUUUUUUCUCAUUUUUGGUGGUUGGGUUAUGUGUUUUUCCAUGUUACAAAAUGCAGAUGCUGUGACUUGCAACCUGCAUUAUAAUUUCUUGUACAUUGCACUCGAUUCUAAAUAAAGAAUAUUAAAAAAAGAAAUAUCGAUAGACAGAUCCUCUUACACACAGACAGGGUGGAUUGCUAUUUAAAAGGACACUAUAGUAACCACAAGUUCAGCUUAAUAAAGCAGUUUUGGUGUAUAGAACAUGCCCCUGCAGUCUCACUGCUCAAUUCUCUGCCAUUUAGGAGUUAAUCACUUUGUUUAUACAGCUCUAGUCACACCUCCCUGCAUCUGACUUACACAGCCUUCGUAAAAACUUCCUUGUAAAGUGAUAUUUCAUAUUUACACUUCCUUUAUUGUGAAGUCUGUUUAGUUUAGAAUAUAUUAUCUUAUAAACUAUUAAUAGCUUGCUAGACCCUGCAAGAGACUCCUGUGUGUGAUCAAAGUUAAAAUUACAAACCAGGAGAUACGACUUCUAAAUCAAGUUAACAUCUGAUUGGAAAUUAAGCCAUUUUUUUAAUGCAGUCUGUUCAAGUCGCAGACAGGGGAGGUGUGGCUAGGGCCGCAUGGACAGAAACAAAGUGUUAUAACUCCUAAAUAGCAGAGAAUUGAGCAGUGAGACUUCAGCUGCAUGAUCUAUACACAAAAACUGCUUCAUUAUGCUGCUUUGGUGACUAUAGAGUCCCUUUAAAAUAUGUAUAUUUAUAUAUAUAUCUUUAUUUACUAAAUAUAAGGGAUAUAUUUAUAGUCUACAGAUGCAUUGGGGUCAUUUUUACCAAAGUAACUACAGGUGCUAUUCUUGGACAAAGUACUAAAUAAGGGAGCUAUCACCGUAGAAACAAACAUAAUCUCUCACAAAAUGUGAUAAAUACACCCCUACGUUUUUUCUUCUUUAUUGGUAGAACGUAGCAGACAAGUUAACAUUUGUUAUAUUUUCCAAACAGCUAAAGUUAUUAGAGAGAGAAUGGAAUCAAUGAAACAGGAAAAAGAACUUGAGACGAUUAAAAAGAAGAGACAUUUAGACUUUCUGGAUAUUCUUCUGUGUGCAAAGGUAAUGAACAUACAAUGGAUCUCGUUCAUAUUGGCUGCUAAAGAUUCAGCAAUAUCUAUCCUAUACUAUUUAUUAUCUCUUAUCUUUAAUUUUUUUCUUCUAUUUUUUUCUCUAGAUUGUCACACAUGGUCUGCGACUGUGUUUUGUUUUUUAAAAGAAAGUGGAAAAUUAGAUAUUAUGUGUUAGUUAUUAAAUGAGACUAAAUUUUAAUUGUACGCACGGAUAAAGAAAGAAGUGAACAAUAGAGGAAUAACAGGGUAGCAGUAAAAAAAAAUAUUGUAUUUAUGUAUUUCCUAUUUAAAAAUAUUUAUAAUAUAUAAAUAAAUGAAUAUGGAUUUUAUUUCUGCUUCUACAAUUUUUCUCCCUAUUAGUUACUUUUUCACACUUGAUCUGUGAACCAAAUGGUGGGGAAAAGCUCCUAUCAGUGAACUGCAAAAUGUAUUCAUAUACUAUAUUAUGAAUAUAUUUUGCUGCACACUGAUUUACCCAUUCUCACGCCUGUCCGGAUUAUUCUUUGUUUCCUGAACUGACAUUUGGUCAAGCCUAACCAACAUCUAACUCAAUGUUUUGUUUCCCCGAAAAUUUUUUCUAUAUUCAGAAAACAAUUCUCUCUGUGUACAAGGCUAGAUUCUUCUAUAUAAUUUCAUUGUGAGAUGACUUAUGUGUUAAAAUUGAAAUUAUAUUUAUUUAUUUUAUUUAUUUAUAAAAUACCAGGAAAUUAUAAGAUUUUUAUAUAGGCAAUAUCUAGUACAAAACAAAAUAGCAACAAAUAAAUACGGCGGAGUAACACUGGCCAACUCCUAAUAUGAGUGUUUUCCAUAAUACACUAUUUUUACUUCUGUAAUUAAAGGUACUCAAUUAUCCAUGUGUCAGCAAGCACAGUGCUUUAUUAAAUAAACCUGAAUUUCUCAGGAAUGAGCAUGGAAUUGUACAUUUCAAAUUCUCUGGCUUGGCUAAUUAUCCACCUUGGCUACUUUGUCCUGCAGUUCACAAAUCCCUAGCCAAUAAUCUACAUACUCAUAGUGGUUUGUUCACAAAGACUUUUCUACCAACUCGUAAAUAAAUUAUAGUAAACUUCAUAACAAUGUUUAAGGUGUUGAGAAAACACAGUUUUGUAAUGCGUCAUCUGCACUGUCUCUCAAACCUCAGGAUUGUAGAUUAUAUUUUGAGUCACAGCUACUCAGCCAAUAUUUGUUUUGAGCUUGAUAUAAUGAAUAACCAUAACCACUAAGGGUGCCAGGAGCCCACUGGCACGAUCUCCCCAUUAUGUAUCAAUCAUUUACCACAACCUGGCCCUUAUUAGAGAUAUCAGUAAAGCAGAAAUGUAUCUUCUGCGUUAGUAUUAUCCAUUUUUGUCCAAUUGUAGUUUGAAUUAGUCGGCUGAAGAAUGUCAGCUAACACUCUUAUCCAAUUAAUUCCAUCCAAACAUGGAUGGAACUGCUUUUGCUAAUGCAAAAGCAGAACUUUGACUAUUGCAAUUGCAAUACCUGGAAGUUCCCUGGGAGCCAUGGUUAGAGUCAAACCAUUGAUUGCUACUGCUUUAAUCAAAUCAAGUGUUCUUUGGAGAAAGUGAUUAACAAAAAUGGACUACUAUGCUUAAUAUUGUAUUUUAUACUGUAAAUAUAUUUUAGUUAGAGAGAUACUGUGCUGAUAUACAAAAGCAAUAUACCUUACAAAUGUAAAAGGAUAUAUCAUGUAUUUUACUUAUCCUUAUUUAUUGCCUAUGAUAGGUUCAUCAAAUUUCUAGUUUCUUGGCUAUACUGGAACUAGAAUGUGCUAUAUAUGUAAUAAGAGAAAAAAGAAACUACAAUACAAGUUUUGGGAAAAGGCUGUAUUCAUAUUUUUUCUUCGAACAGGAUGAAAAUGACCAAGGUCUGUCGGACGAGGACCUACAAGCCGAGGUGGACACCUUUAUGUUUGAGGGACAUGAUACAACAGCCAGUGGGAUCUCCUGGAUUUUGUACUGUAUGGCCAAGUACCCUGAACAUCAGCAGAAGUGUCGCGAGGAGAUCAGGGAGAUAUUGGGGGAGCGGAACACAGUGGAAUGGUGAGAACCUGCAACCUUCUCUCUUGUUUCUGCAGAAAAUAAUAAUGCAUAAAUUAGCUGGAAAGUAAAGCAGGAGUUCAUUUUUUCUAAUAUAAAUAGUUUUCAAGAACUUAACUCAUAUAAAACUGUCACGGCCCCCGGCUCGCGGCUGCACACGGUCACAUCUGAUCGGUGCGACCGAGCUGACAGGCUGAGCUUACCUGCUCGACGACGAGCCAGGAGCCAUUCCGCUGGGGUAUCUGUCCCCUCUGCUAGUAAACAAGAUGGCGCCGACCACGCGGCUGUAGCCAUUUAUAGCCCCGUCCCCCAGGGUCACGCGAACUUGUCAACGCACACGCACGUUCUGGGGUCAGAGAGGUCACGCUAUAACCAAUCACAGCACAAGGAGGGGUGCUUAAACCCCUGAAGUUCCCUAGCUCAUUGCCCUGUCGUGGUUUCAGUUCCUGGUUCCCGAGAGUGUGUUUUCUUGUCUUGUAUUUGAUCUUCCCAGUAUUUUGACCUUGGCUAUCCCUGACUACUCUGAUUUCUGGUUCCCUUGACUUGGCUUUACAUAUCGUUCUCGUGUAUUUCUGGCUUCCUUGACUUCGGCUUUCCCGUGACCAUUCUCUGUCUUUCUACGUAUUAAUUCAACCAGUUAUGUUCAGUAGAUGUUACAUAGUUCUGCGUGCUGGACCACAAACUCAGUCGUGACCUCUUAAAAAUCAUUAUUCCAUUAAAUUAUCAUUGCAAAAUUUACACAUACAUAAUAGAUAAGAAUAUCAGUUGUGACACUAGUUUCCUCCCCAUUAUGUUAAAAUGUUGUGUAAAAUAUAAUGGGGAGGAAACUAGUGUCACAACUGGAAUUUAUAUUUUGUUUUGAAGUUAGUGUAGAUGAUGGCUCCUACUUCAUAUCCAGGAAUGGUUUGCUCCAGUAGACCUCAGAUUGCCCUGCUUACCCAGAAUUUGAUGUGGACCUUGUGAAUUCAGGCGACAUCCGAGCUGGCAUAACUCUUUUGGUUCAUAUUAUUGAGGUAAACAGAUAUUUAUCAUUAGGUGUCUUGUCAAGGGAGACAUAUAGGAGAGAUAUUUUGGCAGGAUUUCAACCUGGUUUUCUUAGUUCUAAAUCAGUGAACUUACAUAAAGGACCCUCACAAGGGAACAGCACCAUAUAACUACUGACAGUCGCCUGCAUCCCCACAACAUGGAAGGUCAUGUCAGAUAUCAUAGCCUCCAAGAUCUAUGGGAAAAUGAGUCAAUCCAUGAGCAGUACUCAGAAGGAGAUUGGAAAUCACACCAGAAGCUCAAAACCCCAGCUAUUGGUAGACCAAGCAGGCAGAUGGGUUUCUAAUACCAGGCAGACCAAUCUGUGCGCAGCCUGGAUUGACGUCAAGAAAGCCUAUGAAACAAUGUCACACACAUGGAUACUAGAAUGCUUUGCUCUAUACUAGUUCAACAGGAUGCUAAGAGCAUUGAUCAAGAACUCAAUGGGCAUGUGGAGAAUAACUCUAGAAGCCAAUUCCAGAACAAUUAUACAAGUGGAUAUCAAAUGUGGCAUAUACCAAGCUGAUGCACUAUCCCCAAUGUUGUUCUGCAUUAGCCUUAACUCUAUCAGACAGAUCAUCAUUAAGAGUUGAUACAGAUAUAGGUUUGAGAAAGAAACUACCAUCAGAGACCUCCUCUACAUGGAUAACAUCAAACUAUAUGCCAAGAGUGAUCAGGACAUCAACUCACUGAUAUACUGCAAGAACAUCAGAAAGUCAUUCAGAUUAGAAAAAAGUAGGGUCAUAUGAAUAUCAAAAAGAGGAAAGAUGAUUAGAACUGAAGAAGUUGAAGUGCCAGAAGGCCAAUUAGGAGAUGUAGAGAACUGAUACCAAUACCUGUGGAUACCACAAACACAUGAGUACCAUGAGGAAGAGGCAAGGACAACAGCAACAUCCAAGUACCUCCAGAAAGUUAGACAGGUCCUGAAGUCCCAGUUCAAUGACAAGAAAAAGAGCCACAUCAUCAACAUAUAUGUCCUACCAGCCAUUACCUAGCUAAGAGAAUAGCUGGACACCAUGAAUAUCAAGACCAGGAAACAAAUCACUAUGAAUAUAGGAUUCUACCCAAAAUCCAGCCCCAGAGGCAGUUGGGGACUAAUGAUUGUCACAACCACAGUCCUGGAUGCACCCACAAGUGCAUCACAAAGAUGCCUCCCAAAGAUAAACUUCUAAAGGAAUUCCUGAGACAACAGACAGGCAGAGUAUGCAGAAAACGAGGAGGUUCAAUGGCAAGACAAAUGUCUCCAUGGAAUGUACACCAGCAGAUAGUGGAUGUGGCUCGGAUAACAAAAAUUCAACCAGUGGUUGGAGAAAGCAGGACUGAAAGACACAACUGAACCACUAACCCUAGCAUCACCAGAACAGACACUCACCACCAGACCAACAGAAGCAGACCAGAGAAGACCCAAGUUACUCACUAUGCAAAAAAGUCUCAGAGACCAUCCAUGUUUUAAUUACAAUUUUUAUAUUGUUAUUUUUACAUCCUUUGUGCCACUUUACCUAUUGAUGAUUUUUUUUUUUUUUUAUGUGACAAGGGAUGAUCUGGGUAAAAUGAUCUACACCACUUUAUGUAUUAAGGAGAGCAUGAGGCUUUACCCACCCGUCCCAGGUGUUGCCCGGGAGCUCAGUCAACCAAUUACGUUCUGCGAUGGUCGGAGUCUUCCAAAAGGUAAGCUAUAAUUUCUCCUUACUAUUGAUGCCUAUUACCUGCUGUAUAAAACACUGGUAAAGCAGUAUUUAGAUUUGCAACGAUAAUAAUAAACAUGCAUGUGAUUUACUAACAAAAUCUGGUCUCCUUCACAUGCAAUCCUGAUGUUGUAACCAUGGGCAAAGUAUAGGUAAACUAGCAUUUAAAGGGAUUUUAUAAGGCACCAAAACAACUUCAGCUUAACAAAGCAGUUUGCUGUAUUGAAUAUGUCCCUGCAAUCUCACUGCUUAGUUUUUUGCUAUUUAGGUGUUAUCACUUCAUUAAUUCAGCCUUAGCCACAAGUCCCUGCAUGUGACUUAAACACCUUUCCUAAACACUUCCUGUAAAGAGAGGUAUAAUGUUUAAACUUCCUUUAUUGCACAGUGUUUCAUUUAGACUUGUUUUAUCUACUGCUUUGUUAAUAUCCUGCUAGAGCCUGCAGGCACUUCAGAUGUGUGUGUGAUUAAAGUUCAAUUUACAGAGCAGGAGAAAAUAACUUCUAAAGUAAGUUAAGAUCUGAUUGAAAAUGAAACCAUUUUUUUCAUGCAAACUUUUGUGGCGUGGCCUGCAUAAACAAAAACAAAAGUAAUUUAACUCCUAAAUGGCAGAUAAUUCAGCAAAGAGACUGCAGGGGCAUGUUCUAUACACCAACACUGCUUAAUUUUGCUAAAGUUAUUUUGAUGCAUAUAGUGUGUCUUUAAGUAUUCUUGUUUAACAAUUAUUUCAGGAAGUAUUACUUUACUGAGAGGGUAUUGGACGCAUGGAAUUGCCUUCCAGCUUAAGUGGUAGAAGUUAACACAGUGAGGGAGUUUAAGCAUGCGUGGGAUAGGCAUAAGGCUAUCCUAACUAUAAGAUAAGGUCAGGGACUAAUGAAAGUAUUUAGAAAAUUGGGCAGACUAGAUGGGCCGAAUGGUUCUUAUCUGCCGUCACAUUCUAUGUUUCUAUUUUUAAGAUUUAAGAGUAUGUGUGUGGGUAUUUGAGUGUGUGUAUGUCUUUGUGUGUGUAUAUGUUUGUAUAUAUGUGUGCAUGUAUUUGUGUAUAGUUACAUGUGUAUGAGUUUAAUAGUGCAUAUAAUUGGCACUAUACUUUAAUACAGGGGUCCUCAAACUCCGGCCCAGCAGAUGUUGCUGAACUACAACUCCCAUGAUUCUCUGGCUAUCUAUGCAAUUCAAAGAAUCAUGGGAGUUGUAGUUCAGCAACAUCUGCAGGGCCACAGUUUGAGGACCCCUGCUUUAAAACUUUUUGAAUGUUUUUAUUGUCUCCAAACACCCUGAGGAGGGAGAGAAAUCGGUCAAUGUGCAACAAAAAAAACUAUUAUUAUUAUUAUUAUUAUUAUUAUUGGCAUUUACAUAGUGUCAGCUUAUUCCACUGCACUUUAGAAUAUUAGAAAGAGGUAAAUUUAACAAUAAAUGAGACAAUUACAAAUUGUUACACAUUUGUUUGCUUUUGAAGUGGUAAGGCCAAACUAGUUGCCACUGACCUGAAUUUCCAAGCCCUAGUUACAAAGCUUGAAAUAUAAAUUUCAUAUGAGAUUGAGAUCUAUUUUCAUACAAUGUAACCUGCACAUUGUUUCCUUUCUAACAGGUGCUAAUGUCUUUCUGAGUUUAUAUAACAUUAACAGAUGUUCCAGCAUUUGGGAAGAACCAGAGGCAAGUGGAUAGUGGGGUUUUUAUGAAAUGUUAUUUUAUAUUUAAAUUUAAUUAAUUGGCCAAUCACCUAAGAAAAAAAAUAUUUCUGUUUAAGUAGAUCUUUAUUUAAACAAUUCUGCAAAAAAAAAAAAAAUCAAACAAAAAUAAUGUAUGGCAUAGUUUUUUGUUUUUUUAUUUAAUUAUAAAAUUACAGUCGGGGAAAUGGUUGUGCUACGGAUUACCGGAACUGUCUUGCUCUGCACUGUAUGCUUUAGUAUACCUUUUUCUUUGACAAUACUCCGGAACCAAUCAAAUUGCAAAAGUCAUGAAGAUUUUGUUAAUUAAACAAUGCUGUAAUAUUUUGCAUAAAACAUGUAGAAAAAUGUCAUAGAUACUCACUACUACUUGAGUUACACCAUAACAAUGUAUUGUGUGCACAUUUUCAGGUUUUUAAUCCCCAGCGCUUUUCUCCUGAAAAUACAUCCAACAGAAACUCAUAUGCCUUCCUCCCCUUCUCUGCUGGAUCCAGGUAAUAAGACCCAUUUUAUAUUAUAAAAAUAAUUUACAAAAAUUGCUACUCCCAGUGCAAUUAAUGAAAGGCAAAAAGGAAUUGGGGGCCCACCCGGAACAUGCAUUUUGCAGCAAUGGUGCUGCCAUUGUGACCACCAUUCAUACAUAAUACAGAUUAAGAAACAGCACCCACACGUAAAAAUGUUAUAAGGCUAAUUAAAAUCACCUAUCUCAGCAAACACAUGUGCAGAUUCAGUUCCAAAAUAUUGUGUUAAGCCCACCACUACUUCACAGUACCCCAAUAUCGAUGGGUCCUACACUAUUUCCAACGUGGGGGACAUACUAAAUAGAACUAGUGUUAAAUAAGCUGAAGAGUAUUUAAAUAAUAUAUUGUUAGAGCAUUGUGCGUAUAUAUAAUGCAAAAUGAAUGUGAUAAAAGCAAUUCUAAACCGUGUCAAAAUUAAACAAUUAAAGUGAUAAUGUUUGGAUGAAUAUACUAACAAUGCAAACUAUAUAUCUGCUCAAGUUUGAAAAAGACCCAGCUGUGGUCAAAACAUUGCUUUCUUCUGCUCCAAUAAGCUUGCUCACUUUGGUUUCACCUUGAGUGAGUGGACGAUCAUUUAUCUUCUGGCAUAAACCAAUAGUCCAGUCCUGUAAAAUGCAACAUAUAGAAAUGUUGUGUUCUAUCCAGCACUUGUAGUUGCCAAAUUAAACUGUGGAAAGUCCCAAUACAGUUCAAAAAGGGGUACUCUAAGCACCAAAACAACGUUAAGCAGUUUUGGUGUAUAGAUCAUGUAUCAUGCCCUGUAGUUUCACUGCUCAAUUCUCUGCCAUGUAGGAGUCAAAUCACUUUUAUUCCUGUUUAUGCAGUCACUGCCACUCCUCCCCUUGCUCUAACACACACAGUAUCCAUGAAAAAAAAUGUUUAAUGCUCUUACAGAACAGUGUGUUUACUUUAGAAGUUUGUAACUCCUGCUUUGAUAAUUGAACUUUAAUCGCACAAAGGAGGCUUUUGUGGGCUCUAGCAGGCAGUCAGCAGAACAGGAAAUAAGAUAUUCCAAAUUAAACACACUGUGGAAUAAUAGAAGCUAAAAUUAUUAGGCUCUUUUUCAGGAAUCCAUGGGAGGUGUGGCUAGAGCUACAUAAAUAAAGCAAUUUCACUCUGAAAUCACAGAUAAUAAAGCAGUGAGACCGCAGGUGCAUGAUCUAUAAAACACAACCACUUCAUUAAGUUAAAGUUAUUUUGGUGGUUAAAUUGUUCCUUCAAUAGCAUUCUUUUUAAAUAAAACACGUCAACUUUGACUUUAAUCAUAUUUUCAUGCCUCCCACAUCACAUCCUUAUACUUUGUCUUUCUUUUCCUAGUGUGUGUAUCCUUUUAAGAGACUCUGAGGGCCUCACAUAUAUCGUUUUUAAAGCAUUCUGUGGCAGAGCCUGUUUGCGUGCGCAGUGUGUUGGACAAAGCAUUCAAUUCAAUGCUGGAACACUGUGCCUGUGACACCUGUUAGUGAAUGAAUAUGUUCACUAAUGAUUUAACGGAAAUGAGUCAAGUAGGAUUUUUCCCCUUUUGUGGCAUAAUUGGAAAUGUCUACAGUUAGUUAUUUUUCCUUCUUUUGGAUCAGCAGCAUAAAAUAAUGGGAUUCGAGGUUGAACUUGAUGGACUUUUUUUUUCAUCCUAGACAACUAUGUAAACAUCGUUUUAAUGUUUUUAAAGUGACUCUGUAGUCACUAUAACUAUUCCAUCUUAUUGAAUUAGUUUUAGUGCCUCGAGUCCCCUGGCACUGUUCCUCUAUUCAGUGUUAAACCAUUUUCGAGCAGUUUAACACUAACAUUCAUUUAAGGUUUUUGUUUAACUUUUUUUUUUUAAACAGUAGAAUAAAAUAAUGGCUUUCCAGAUUGAACUUAAUGAACCUUCAUUCAACCUAGGCUACAAUGUAACUAUGUAACUGUGUAAACCUCCUGACUGUCAAGCAGACAACUGGUCCUGUUAUUUCCUGGUUUGGUUAACUUGGUUGAGCUAAACUCAAGAGGCUGUAAACCACUUCAUUAACGUAAAGUUGUUUUGGUGCUUACAGUGUCCUUUUCAAUAGAAACCCCUUCUAUGCAUAAAAUACAUUUGUUGUUAGCUUGCACUGCACAUGGGACAUUGACAUAUUGACCUUUUCCCUUGCAGGCAGUGCCUUCCAGGGGAAGCAGUUUUCUCCCCUCCCUCACUGAGUUGAGUCCUCCUGCAUUCUAAUAAAACCAGUAGUGCUCGGUUUUAUUAAACUUCCCACCCCUACUUCCAAUUUCUUUCCCCACUACUUCUGCAAAUUCCAUCAGGGCACAAAUACGCUCUGAGCCAGCAAAACAGCCAAUUACAGGUGUCUCUGACCAGCACUGGAGUCCAGGUAAGUAAAACCUUUAACAGUGUAGGGGAACAUGAUUAAUAGCGCCCAAUGGGACAUUUUACCUAAAAUCCCUUUUAACCUUUGGAAAAAAUUGUGGAGGUAUAAAGUGUUUUCAAGAUUACACUUGUUUCACUUUCUUUCUGAAUGAGCAGAAUAAUUAGAAGGCCAAACAUGCAUUUUAUUUCAUAGUGGCAGUUGUGGAGCUAAAACAAGUAUAAAAAUGAAUUUCUUUCCCUGAGCGUCUGCCCAUAAUGUUUUCUGUCCAUUCCCUUCUCCUCUCCAUCUGCGAGAAUGCUUCACUGUACAUUGUGAUUUACAAAAAUGUAAUGAUGGUCCAGACACUCAAGUUCAAUUCAGUGGGCAGAUUUAUUGGAGCAAAAUUGAAACAACGUUUUGGCCCACAACAGGACCUUUGUCAAGCUUAACAAAGGCCCUGUUGAGGGCCGAAACGUUGUUUUGAUCUUGCUCCAGUAAAUCUGCCCACUGGAUUGUACUUGAGUGCCAGGACCAUCGUUCCUUUUUUGUAAAUCACAUUGUGAGGAUUGGCCAACCUUUAGGUCCGGUUGCACCCUGAGAUCCAGGAGAUUGCGGUAUCCAUAUUGGUAAUUAUAUUGAUUCACUGUACAUUGUGAGCCUAUCUGGCUGCAGGCGGAAGACCUUUUACAGUUUGUCUGUCUGAAGGAGCAGUUUAUUACAAUGUCAAACAAAAUCCUGGUAUGAAGGGGCUGGAAAGGCAGGUGUUAAUUAAAGGAAAGAAUAAUUGAGGAAUAAAAACAUUAAUCUUUUCAUGUCCUCCAGGAACUGUAUUGGACAAAACUUUGCUAUGAACGAGAUGAAAGUGGCCAUAGCACUGACCUUACAGAGAUUUGAACUAAGUCCAGACCCUGAUAACGAGCCAUUAAUGCUGCCACAACUUGUGUUACGCACUGUGAAUGGAAUUUACCUCCAUCUUAAGAAGGUGGAGAAGGAAGGGAUAAAGGAGCGAAUCUGA